AUGGUUUCGAAACAGAGACAACAGCUACUGCUGUCACCAGAUGGUGUUGGAAGUACUGCAGACAAGAAGAGCCUCAUUCUUAUCGCUCUAAAACGCAUUUUGGUGGUUUGUUGCACUUUUGCAGCCAGUGGUUUAAUGGCAUAUUUUCUUUGUGUCUACUUGCCACAAAGAUAUCUACCCCAAACACAUAAGCUCGUUGGUAUCAAAAAGGUGGAGGAUGCUGGAGUGGAAUUACGUCCUGUGGAGGCGAAAGAGGUCCGUGCUUGGGGUCUUUCUACCAAAGAUGCUGAGAUUGAAGACUACGAGGAGCUGAAAGAGGAACAAGAAGGAAAUUUGAUUGCAAAAUUCUUUAAAAGUCCUCAAUUUAAAGUACAGUCGGUUUUUCUGGCCGCCAACACCUAUAAGGAUAGACAUAUUUUGAUUGGUGAUAUCCAUGGCCAAAAGAAGGAACUUCAGGCGCUUCUUAGAAAAGUCAAGUAUAACAAAAAACGCGACCAUCUCCUUGUGUUGGGUGACUUUAUCUCGAAGGGUCCCGACUCCUUGGGUGUCGUUGAUGAGCUUAUCGACUUGGGCGCCAAAUGUAUAAUGGGCAACCACGAGUACUAUGUUCUUCAAUACUACGCAAAGUAUCAUGGCUUGGAUGAUCCUCAUUUUGUCAAGGAUGGGAAGAAGAGACCUCAUAACGCCUUCGCUGAUGGCUACGAGCAAGAUCCCGAGUUCCAGUUGGCCCGCAAACUACAACCCCAGCAAGUGGAGUUCAUCAACAAUUGUCCUGUGAUGUACAGCUUUGGCAAGGUGCCAGUGCACUCCAAGAAGACCAUUGGAAGUCGAAAGACCGGAAAUGGUGUAGCCGUGCAUGCUGGGCUCAGAUGGGACUCGACUCGUGAUCUCAACGACCAGGAUCCUUUAGAAUGUCUCCAGAUGCGCUCUUACAUUGGACCUCAUUAUAACGAGACUACCGAUGACCCCUCUGAAGAGGGCGCAGUGUCGUGGUCCAAGAUUUGGAACGAGAAACAUGAAGAUAGCCUGCGGAAGGAUGAGUAUGUUGUGUACUAUGGACAUGAUGCUCGGAGAGGUUUGAAGUUGAAGCCAUGGUCCAAGGGUCUUGAUGCCGGGUGUGUCAAGGGUGACGACUUGGCGGCUAUUGUGAUCUGGAAGGAGAAGACAGCCAAGGGUCCACUCUAUAAGGAGCAGGUGGUUAAGGUGCCAUGUGGAUCGUGUUAA
Messenger RNA from Australozyma saopauloensis, 1224 nucleotides. Its product is annotated as putative serine/threonine-protein phosphatase. Gene Ontology annotation, cellular component: cytoplasm. NCBI's taxonomy places the organism in Eukaryota, Fungi, Ascomycota, Pichiomycetes, Serinales, Metschnikowiaceae. Gene Ontology annotation, biological process: polyphosphate catabolic process. The transcript has a single exon. The record is from RefSeq and is a predicted model, not a curated record. The coding region runs from base 1 to 1224 and encodes 407 amino acids. Gene Ontology annotation, molecular function: endopolyphosphatase activity; phosphatase activity.